This is a messenger RNA of Apis mellifera (honey bee), 3596 nucleotides long. RefSeq names its product SWR1-complex protein 3. NCBI's taxonomy places the organism in Eukaryota, Metazoa, Arthropoda, Insecta, Hymenoptera, Apidae. The record is from RefSeq and is a predicted model, not a curated record. Bases 1568 to 3466 code for a protein of 632 amino acids. The transcript is spliced from 4 exons.
UGAAAAUUUAAAUUUAUCCGUAUAUUUUUAAUAUUUAAAAUUUACCAAUAAUUUCAAAGAGUAAUUCAUUUUUUUUUUUCAAGUAAUAAAAUACACCUUUGCUGUACAACUAUAUACCAUCGUUUACAGGUAGGUAAGGUCUUCAAAAUCUUUAUAUUGUAUAUAAUUUCGGAUUUUAAAUUUCGGGUGCAGGUCACGUUGUAAAUAUUGUAAUUAACGCGAAGCAGGUAGCGAUGUUAUUUAAAGAACGCGUACUCGAUGCUCAAGAUGUUUAACAAGGAUCCUCGAGUUUCUUAAUAGAUGUAAAGGAGAAAAGCAUGAAACGAUCAAUCGAUAGAGAUCUAUGUGAUGUUCUUCCGAUAGAAUUCCGGACAUGACAUAAACCGAACGAUGUUGAUCGAACAAAAAUGUAAUAAUCAUUGGUUUUAAUCUGAGAUUUGAUCCUUUUUGUUCAUUUUGCCGAAUACAGAAAAAGACAAUUAACGAAAAAGAGGAUGAAGACAGAUCAUAAUUUCAAUCAAGUGAUAGAUCAUUGGAAAUUUAUUUAUAUAAUAGAUUAUAGAAUUUAAUCCGUACGGAUGGCAACGUAUGCGACUGUCACUGAUCAAACUGUUUGUACGUAAACACAUCACAAUAAAUGUAUAACGGAUGAUCUAACAUCACCGCGCUUACUAUCUAUUCAUAAUGGAAUUAUGGAAAAUAAAACAAUUAUUCUUGGACGAGCAAAAUUACAAUGAUAGAUAAUUACAAUGAUACUAUAAGUAUGAUAUCGUGACAAUUUAAGUGAUUGUAAAUCCGUUAGAUAAGAUAGCUUUCUAGCUUGUCAAAAUCAACGAGAAAAUAGGUUUUCGAUCAGUUUUCAUUCGUAUUUAUUUUGUACAUAUUUUGACUGAUACGAUGUAUCUAUGUAAAUAGACAAUUUGAUGAUUGUAAUGAAUGCACAUGAGUAGAUGAAGUGUCUGGUGCAAUAUUUGCAACUCUCUGCGAAUACACACGUGAAAAACUGUGAUUGAGCGAACAUGGUUGUUCAAAACAUUUCCACGACGGUUUUAAUAAAUAAUUAUGAAAUUUUUUUAGAUAAAUAAUAUUGAAACGAUAAAUUUAUUAUUAAUUAAAAUAAUUAUUAGAAGAAAAGGGAAAAAUUUGUCUGAUUUCAUAUCGCAUUUAAAUUAAUUUUUAAAGAUCCAAUUUAUUACCAUUCGAUCUUUGCAAUUGGAUAUUUCAUUUUAACGUAAACGUCUCUGCUCCACUCUCUGCUCACGAUCUUCAUCAAUAUGUUUGGGUUACGGUGAGCUCGUGUUUUUGAGUGGUAGGGAAACGAGGUGGGAUUGAGUCGUUUAAUUUAGAAGAUACAAGAUAUUGAAGGAAUUUAAGCAAAUAUUACUAUAUAUAAUAAAGUAUAAUAAAGUAGGAAAAUACCCUCGUCUGAUCCUUUUUUCACGGAGGUAGGGGUACAGGUACAGGAAUAUAUAAACGGAUUUACGAGGGUUGGCAGAUCAUUUGCUCAUUUGCUCAGAGUUUGUGUUUCGUGUCACGUUACGUUAAAAUUGUUAGUUAAGUGUUGAAAAUGGCAAGGUCGACAGCGUGGAUCAGGAACAACAUGUUAUUCUCCGAAGACGAAUAUGACGAGCAAUUGAUGGAAGCAAGACUGAAAGUUCAACGAUCUUUUCAAAAGUUAUCCAUUUCAGACUGGCACUCGCCCAAACCUCCUAAUCCAUCAAACUUAGUAAAAGUUACGCCGAUUGAAUCUCGUCCACCAUCCUGGAAAAAUUUUAAAGAAAAAUCCACGCUGUAUUCGAUGAAUUUAUUAGAUGACAAGAAUGAAGAAAUCAAGGCCAAGGUCCCAUCAAGAACAACAAUUAUCAAUAAUGAAAAUUAUUAUCCGAAAAGGUUAUUGGGAACAAAAUAUAAAGAAUGUUCAAAUUGUUCAUCAAGGGAUAAAACGUUCGAUACAAAUAUUCCAAAAGUAAAGCUUUCCAAAAUUUACGGGACCUAUCCCAAAAUGUCGCCUUCUAGAAAAGUUCAAAAUAUAAAUAUUGUUUUACCAGUUAGACCAAAAAUUGAACCAUUAACAAAUCAAAUUAACGUUAACAAAAAAAAUGACUAUUCUAAUAAUAGCGGAACUUCUCGAGAAAGUAGGCAAAGGAAGAAUGACGCCAUUCAAACUUCCGACAUGAUGACGACCCCUAUAAGAACGCCAAACGUGAAGUCAAGUUUCAAAAUUCCCGCCACUUCUACGCCAAAAUUCUCUCGAGCUUACUUGUUUUCGUCGAACAUCGAUGAAGAUAGUCCAAAAAUAAAAAAGACACGUUCCCGUAACAUCUUGGAGAAAUCUUACAUCUUCGAGAAUAAAUCUAUGAACGAAUCGGAUGAUUACAAGCUUGAUAAUACUUUUAAAUGUAGAAAGUUGUCUAAGAAUAUGCUAGAAAAAGCAUCUAUUUUCGACAGCAGUUUAAGGAUAGAAAACUUUGAUCGGGAUUACAAAGAAGAUGCAAGAUGUUACAAAGAUCAAACACCAAUUAAAACAUCGAAAGAGAAUUCGCUAUUACAGAGAAAUAUUCGAUCGAUUGAUACAAUUUUAUCGAAAGACGAUUAUGAUUUGACUAUGCCAAAAUCUUCAUCCAUGGUUCGUGACAUUGCGAAGAAGUUGGAAAUCACAAAUAUAUCUCCUUCGACAGAUGAAUCACUAAGAACUAAAAUGAAUUCUAUUUUCCAAAGGAAAAAAUCGAAUCGAACGAACUCGAUCAUUCAUUUUAUAAGGAAUAAAUAUGAGCAUGAAAAGAGAAAGACUAUUAAAGAAACGAUGGGAAAUUUAACAGAGAAAGGAAAUAAAUCUUCGUUAUCGUCGCGUCAGAAUUACGAUGCUAAAGUCAAUCAGAAUGUCGUGAAACAACUGGUGAAUGUCAUAGAGAAAGAGAUUGCGCCUAAAUUUAAAGUUUAUCAACAAUCGUUGAAAAGAAAUUUUGUAUAUGAAGAAGACAGUUUCAGCGAGUCUGAAGCGAAAUCUAUUGUUACAUCAACCUCCCCCAAGGAUACGGAUAGCAGCAGUGAUAUUGAUCAAAAAUCACUUUAUGUAAAUUAUGAACACGAUUCAUUCGAUAAUGAAAAUUCAACAACGGAGAAAACAUUGGAAACCGAAGAAAAAGUUUUUCAAAAUGAAAAUGAUAAUAAUGAUGAUGAUGUUUAUUGGAUACCUGUAUCUAAUCCGUACAAAUUUCCAAGAACUAGUUCCUUAUUGACAAUCUCUAGUCAAGUUUCUAUCGAUACUCCAUCUCCGUGUAUCAGUCCAAUCAGAAUGGAAGAGGAAGUGGAUAUUGUGCAAAAACAUUGGAGAAACACUACCACCAGGAAAAUCAAUCCUUUUUACAGGAUUGAUGAAACAAUAGUGAUAGAUUCAGGAUAUUCUGAUAAAUCUGAAGCGAUUAUGAAUAAUUCUGAAUCGUCGAUAACGGAUAGUUAUUAUUGAUUUUCAAUAAAUGAGUCUAGAUCGGAAAAUAGGUUAGGUUAGUUUAAGAGUUUAAGAAAAUCUAGACGGAAGUCAAUCGAUUAGUUUUUAUCUUGAUAUAAAUUUUUAACUUCAAAUUAUCUUCAAAAAA